UUCAAGCAUAUUAUUAACACGGUUGUCUUUUCUCAAGGAGAGCGACGAGACUUGCAAAAUAUCAACAGUUGGAUGUUAAAGAGUAACAAUGAAAUAGAAGAGACAUGUAGCAUACAAAUUGAAGCAAGCAUUGAACAGUUACAGCAUAAAGCACAAUUUAAGAACCAUGUCUCAGUACUCUCAACGUAUGGGAAGGCUUGCUGCAAAGAUAUUUGGAGAUGUUUCUAGACCUACAAAUGCUAAGUCAAAACGAGUGGAGAGAAUGUUUACAGAAAAGCCCUACUAUUUACGUCCUGAAGUUGUUGACUAUUAUCCAAAUUACAAGGUCAUCAACAGACUAGAAUUCAAGCUUCGUGCAUUCGGAAUGUUCAGAGACUCCCAUUUAGGUGUCAUCAAUGAAAUUGAGCGAAUGAGUUUUAUUCAAGGGAAAGUGAUCAAGCCUGAAAAAGGUAAAGGAAGAAGGGCUACACGAAGAUAACCAGAUGUGUGAUAGACAUUGGGUGAACAAACAAGAUGUGUAUGUGCACGUGUGGAAUGGAAAAAUUAACAUUGUUAAGAUCCUGAAAUUAUAUACAUUCAUGACCUGUAUAUGUGCUACUUUCUAGGAAAUAUGACAAGAGUUUACACUGUGGGUGAUCAUAUUUUGCGUGUGACUUCAUGAAUAAAUGAUUGCCGAUUUAAAA
Molecule: messenger RNA, 683 nt
Organism: Pecten maximus
Lineage: Eukaryota; Metazoa; Mollusca; Bivalvia; Pectinida; Pectinidae
Product: 28S ribosomal protein S33, mitochondrial-like
Exons: 3
Coding region: 167-478 (103 amino acids)
Cellular component (GO): mitochondrion
Source: RefSeq, a predicted model, not a curated record